Microtus ochrogaster (prairie vole) is the source of this 1896-nucleotide messenger RNA. RefSeq names its product DNA polymerase nu (gene Poln). Bases 1 to 1896 code for a protein of 631 amino acids. Gene Ontology annotation, molecular function: DNA-directed DNA polymerase activity; DNA binding. Gene Ontology annotation, biological process: DNA-templated DNA replication; double-strand break repair. Lineage: Eukaryota; Metazoa; Chordata; Mammalia; Rodentia; Cricetidae. The transcript is spliced from 22 exons. The record is from RefSeq and is a predicted model, not a curated record.
AUGUCCAAAACACCAAGUAACCACACCCUAGAUCAGACUUUAACUUGUCCUGUUAGAGGAAUUGUACUGUUACUAAAAACCCAUGUAGACAGCAGCCCUCUGAUUUCCUCAGCCCAAGGUAGUGUUCUGGGAGAGGACUCCACAUCUGCAGAUCACUGUAUCUACAUACAUACCGAGCACUGCUCUUUCUGGGGCCCCAACAGAGAAGCACAUAGUCUAUUUGUCAGGAACAUGCUGUUUUGGACACUUAGAUGUAAAUGCCCCAUUGUUUGUUUUAAUGCCAAGGACUUUGUGAGAACAGUACUGCAGCUCCUUGGUGAAGAUGAUAGUUGGAAGCAUGUUGCAGGUUUUGUUGGACUAGAUCCCAGAGUUGCUGCAUGGCUCAUAGAUCCUAGUGACACUGCACUUUCAUUUGAAGACUUAGUUGCAAAAUACCUAGGAAAGUCCAUCAUAGUUAAACCAAGCAGCACAUUUGGUGAUACCUCAAGAAAUAUUGUGAAUCAGAAUGUGUGUGUGAACCUGAGGAUACUCUACGACCUCACGAUGGAUCUCUGUUCCAAGCUGAAGGCUUAUGGCUUAUGGCAACUAUUUUGUACUUUGGAGCUUCCUUUGAUACCAAUUUUGGCAGUGAUGGAAAACCAUAAGAUUCCAGUUGACAAAGAAGAAAUGGAGAGGACUUCAGCACUCCUUGGGGCUCGCCUCAAGGAACUGGAGCAAGAAGCCCAUUUUGUUGCAGGAGAACAGUUUCUUAUAAUGAGUAAUAAUCAGCUUCGUGAGAUACUCUUUGGCAAGCUGAAGCUGCACCUGUUGAGUCAGAGGCAGCAUCUUCCCAGAACUGGGCUACAGAAACAGCUGUCCACAUCAGAGGCCAUGUUAAAUUCUCUACAAGACCUUCACCCAUUACCCAAGAUAAUUUUGGAAUAUAGACAAGUUCACAAGAUCAAGUCAACUUUUGUAGACGGAUUACUAGCUUAUAUGAAAAAGGGCUCCAUCUCUUCUACUUGGAAUCAGACGGGAACUGUGACGGGGAGACUUUCAGCCAAGCACCCUAACAUCCAAGGUAUCUCCAAGCACCCAAUUCAGAUUUCUAUGCCUCGGAAUUUUAAAGGCAAAGAAGAGGAGACCGUCACCAUCUCCCCAAGAGCCCUGUUUGUUUCCUCCGAAGGCCACACCUUCCUGGCAGCAGAUUUUUCACAGAUUGAAUUGCGCAUUCUUGCACAUUUAUCUGAGGAUCCAGAGCUUUUGAAGUUAUUCCAGGAAUCUGAAAGAGAUGAUGUAUUUUCUACCCUGACUUCACAGUGGAAGGGCAUUCCCAUGGAGCAUGUGACACACGUGGACAGAGAACAGACCAAAAAAGUGGUGUACUCUGUGGUCUAUGGAGCAGGGAAAGAGUGGCUUGCUGCUUGCCUUGGCAUCACUGUUUCAGAAGCCACCCACUUUUUGGAGAGAUUUUUGCAGAAGUAUAAGAAAAUCAAGGACUUUUCCCAGACGGUUAUUGCCCAGUGUCACCAUGCAGGCUAUGUGACAUCCAUCUUGGGUAGAAGGAGACCUCUGCCAAGGAUCUCUGCACAGGACCAGAAGCUUCGGGCACAAGCAGAGCGACAGGCAGUAAACUUUGUGGUACAAGGUUCAGCCGCAGACAUCUGUAAGCUAGCCAUGAUCCACAUCUUUGCUGCAGUGGCCACAUCCCCAACCCUGACAGCCAGGUUAGUUGCCCAGAUUCAUGACGAGCUGCUGUUCGAAGUAGAAGACACUCAGGUCCCUGAGUUUGCAGCUCUUGUCAGAAGGAUCAUGGAGUCCUUACAGCAGGUACAGACUCUGGAACUGCAGCUGCAGGUGCCCCUAAAGGUGAAUUUGAGUGUUGGACGCUCAUGGGGACACUUGGCCCCACUAUAG